Messenger RNA from Closterium sp. Yama58-4, 1710 nucleotides. The record is from the annotation of a GenBank genome assembly. Lineage: Eukaryota; Viridiplantae; Streptophyta; Zygnematophyceae; Desmidiales; Closteriaceae.
AUGGCAACGGGGAAGCGAGGUUCAGGGGAUCCGAAGCCUGCUGCAGCAGCAGGAGGAGCAGCAGGAACAGCAGGAAGUGGAGCGUCAGGUCGCGCUGCAGCUGGAUCAACGACAGGGGGGGCCAAGGGCGGAGGAGGCGGCGGUGGUGGCGGUGGUGGGUUUGUGCAGGGAGGGCUGGACGCGAUUAUCAAUUCCAUCUCUCUUCUCGGUGACACCCUUGGCUCCGCCCUCGAUCCUCUUGCCUCUCCUCCCCCUCAAGCUCCCGGCCAUGCGUCCUCUGGCCCAGCUGCCACGUCAGCUGCCACGUCAACCGCUACAUUAGCCGCCGCGUUAGGUGUUGAGCUGGCAGCGGAAGAUGAUCUGCUAGUGCGGUUGCCUAAGGGGAGGGAGAUACUGGGUGGGAGAGAGGAGGUGGUGACGCGGGCGAGUGAGGCGGCAGUGCGUGUACCCAAGGAGACCCAGCUCGUGGCGUCCAGGAAUGUGGCGACAGCCAUGGCCAUGCGCGCCAAGCAGCUGCAGGCGGACCUCAAGGCAGCCCGGAGAGACGCCAUGGACGCUCGAGAGCGGUGCAGAGCGGUGGAGGAGGAGAAUGAGCGGCUCAGGGCGGCGCUGGCUGCUGCAGAGGCGGCGAAGGCGGGAGGGAAGGGGGAUGGGGUGGGAGAGCGUGAGGUGGAGGGUGGGUUGGAGGGGGAGGGGGGCGUGGACACACAUCACCAUCACCAUCACUCCGAAUUGGAAGAUAUGUUACACGAGCAGCUGGGAGUGCUGCUGCAGGAGAAGGCAGAGCUGGUGGCGGGGAAGGCAGCAGUUGAGCGGGAGAACGAGAUGCUGCACCACCUGCUGCUCUACUACGAACACCUCUACCUGCACCGUGCUGCCGGCACACCAGGGAAGCAGCAAGUGUUAUCACCCGAUGGGGGCCAUGUGCUGCCUGAGGGGGGAGAGCAUGUGGUGCUGGCAGGGGGUCAGCAUGUGAUGUCGGCAGAGGAGCAUGCGGCGCUGAUGCAUGAGCACAUGCACUUGCACGGGGGGGAUCUUAGGAAUCAGCAGCCUGGGACUGAGGAGGCCGAGAGUGGAACUACUGACAUCCCACCAGAGGGCUGUGCUGGAGAAGGGGAGAACCAGGAGGGGCAAGAGAGGGCUGAGGAGCACACAGGGCCGCCUUUGUUGUCACAGGAGGUGGCAGGGGAGGGCCGGUUGGAUGAAGCAAAGAGAGGCAGUGUGGUGGGGGACGGGGCAGGGGCAGGUGGGCAAGGUGAGGCGGGUGGGGGAACUGAGGUGAGCGGUGGGGGGAACGGGGAGGAGGGGCAGGAGAAGGCUGAGGAGCACACAGGGCCAACUUCGUUGCAGCCGGAGGUGGCAGGGGAAGGCCUGUUGGAUGAAGGCAGUGUGGUGGGUGAAGGGGCAGAGGCGGGUGGGGGAACUGAGGUGGGCGGUGGGGAGAGGCGGGAGGAGGGGCAUGAUGACCUGCCUUCAUUGCAGCAGCAGGUGGCAGUAGCAGCCUCGUUGGACGAAACAAGGGAAGGCAGGGAGGCAUGUGGAGGGGCGGAGGCGGGUGGGGAUGGAAUGGUGGAUGGGAGCAGUGAUGGGGUGAGGGUGAAUGGUGCAGUGUCAGGUGUUGAGGAAGAGCAGAAAGGUGGAGCAGGGACCGUGUGUGCAGGGAGUGGUGUUGAUGACUGUGCGGGGUCCAAGGUCUAUGCAGGCAGCUGA